Messenger RNA from Mauremys mutica (yellowpond turtle), 2601 nucleotides. RefSeq names its product butyrophilin subfamily 1 member A1-like. NCBI's taxonomy places the organism in Eukaryota, Metazoa, Chordata, Testudines, Geoemydidae. Gene Ontology annotation, molecular function: protein binding. The record is from RefSeq and is a predicted model, not a curated record. The coding region runs from base 883 to 2361 and encodes 492 amino acids. The transcript is spliced from 12 exons.
GGCUUUGGUGUUGUUGGGGGGUCGGGGCGCGUUGCGGUUUAGUUUAUUAGAUUCAGCAAAAGCAGGAAGAAGAUUCUCUUUGAAAUCAUGUCUGGAUUCAGCCUUGGCUCCAAGUGCUUGCGCUGUGAAACAGAAAUUUGAGCUUUGGAGCUGCACCGAGCUCUUCUUUAGGGCCGUGUUGCUGGUAAGCUCGUCUCUGUCCCCAGCAGAAGUUGAUCCAAUAAAAGAUCUCACAUAAUCCACCUGUAAUAGACCGGGGCCAACAUGGCUGCCACAGCACAGCAAAUCACUUCUGAUGAACUGGAUGUUUUGGAAGGUCACGAUCUUUAGUGGGAAACGGGAACUUCCUUUUUGAACUCAUGACUGAUUCAGAGUCAAUUGUUCAUGUGUCCUGGUUACCUGAAUCCAGUCGUGAUUUCAAAGAGAAUCUUCUUCCUGCUUUUAGUGAAUCUAAUAAACUCAAUAGCAACACAACAUCCCCCAACACCACCAAAGCCCCUUUUGUUAAAACAUAAAGUUCCGGUUUCCCACACACUCGCGGUGCAGCAGUUUCUUUAAGAGAAGACUCGACCCUCCCCACGUGACAGGGUUUGCAAUGAGGCAAUUGACAAUGUUACUUUCACUUCCCCCGGGCGAACGCUGCGAUCCGAGCGCAGGUUUGUCAAUUGGGAACAAACCCACGUUUCUUUUAACACCGAUUUACGGAAAAGCCACGAGACAAAACUGCGGCUCUUUGAUCCCCAGAAUUAGCUGAGCAACAUGCGUGAGAAACGGGACCAGUCAGUGACCAUGUCACUGUCCCAGCCAAAGGGGUGAAGUCUGGCCACACCCGGGAGAUUUUAAACUUCCCAGAAGACCCAACCAGAUCAAGUUACAGUGAAGAUGAAGCUUCUUUCAUUCUGUCCUAGCUCUGCAGUGAGCACCUCUAUGCCUACUUUGAUCAUUUUCUUCAUUAUUUAUCACAUUCACAAGCUGGAAUCAGCCCAGUUCAAUGUGACCAGUCCUGCUCACCCUGUCACUGCUGUUGUGGGUGAGGCCAUUGUGUUACCCUGUCACCUAUCCCCCAGGAUGAGCGCUGAGAACAUGGAGGUGAGAUGGUUCCGAUCUGAUUUCCUUUCAUUUGUGCACCUGUAUCAGCAUGGGAAGGAUGAAUACGGGAACCAGAUGCCAGACUAUCGUGGAAGGACAGAGCUUCUGAAAGCUGGCAUCACGGAUGGGAAUGUUUCCUUGCAGAUUCUUAAUAUCAGACCCUCAGAUGAAGGACAAUACCACUGUUUUGUUCAAGACGGUUCUUUUUAUGAGGAAGCCCCAUUGGAACUGAAGUUAGCAGCUUUGGGGUCCAAUCCUCUCAUCUCUGUGGAGAGUCACCAGGAUGGAGGGAUCCGGGUGGUUUGUCAAUCAGCUGGGUGGUACCCACAGCCCAAGGUGCUAUGGAGAGAUCCCAGUGGGCAAGAAUUACCAUCACUGUCUGAAGCAAAAUCCCUAGGGGAUAGUGGCCUGUUUGAAACAGAAAAUUCUAUUAUUAUAAAAGAACGUUCAAACCAGAACCUGUCCUGUUGGAUCAGGAACACCGUUCUCAAUCAAGAAAAGGAAUCAACCAUUUAUAUAGCAGAUUUCUUUUUCCCAAGGGUGAAUCCAUGGAUGGUGGCUCUGAGUGUGAUUCUCCUGGUUUUGUUUGGUUUCAUUGGCCUCACUCUUUAUCUAUUUAACAUGAAAGGGAAACAUCUUGGAGAAAUCAGGAAACGUGAUACAGAAAUUGAUGAUCUUCAAAGAGAACUUGACUGGAGAAGAAACGUCGUCUGCCCAGGGCUGGGAAGUUCUGUGCCACCUGUACAAGAAGCGAAUGUGACUCUGGAUCCAGACACGGCUCAUCCCGACCUUGUCCUGUCUGAGGAUCGGAAAAGUGUGAGAUGGGAAGACACACGGCAGCGACUGCCCAACAACCCUGAGAGAUUUGACACUGAGCCCUGUGUGCUGGGCUGUGAGGGAUUCACCUCGGGGAGACAUUGCUGGGAGAUGGAGGUGGAAAUGGGGGAUGGGGGAGGCUGGGCUAUGGGGGUGGCCAGAGAGUCUGUGUGGAGGAAUGGAUGGAUCAGCCUCAGCCCUAAGGGGGGGAUCUGGGCUGUGGGGCGGUGGGAGGGUCAGUUCCGGGCUCUCACCUCCCCUGUGACCCCCCUGCCCCUGAGCCGGGCCCCCAGCAGGAUCCGGGUUUGUCUGGACUGUGACCGGGGACAGGUGACAUUUAUCGAUGCUGGUGACGAGGCCCCGAUCUUCACUUUCCCGCCGGGCUCCAUCCCAGGGGAGAGAAUCCGACCCUGGCUCCAGGUGUGGCCAGGAUCUUGGCUCAGACUGUGUCCCUGAGACACGCAGCAGAGGCAGGAAUAGAAAAUCAGCCUCUCUAGCCUCAUGGACUCAAGUCUCUAUGAUCAUGGAGGACUCCCAUCUACCCAGCCUCUGGCACCUCAUCUCUAUGGCUGUUGGAAGCACCUCCCGCUCCCUCUGUGCAGAUUCAGGGAUGGGGGGAGGAGGGGGAAGAACCCCUGGGGCUACAGGAGGGGCCCUGAGUGGAAGAGGUGGGGGCUGGGCAGGGGGUGGCACUAA